AUGACAAAAGCAAACGAAAUAAUCUCCUUCGAUUCCCUUCCACUAGACCCAACAGGUCCACGAGGAAAUGCCUGGGGUCGAUUUGGAAAAGAUGACCAACUUGGGACAUUGAACCUGCUCACUCCCGAGCGAAUCGUCCAAGCCGCGAAAGAAAUUCAAACUGGCGUGCGAAUCUCGCUUGACUGGCCGCUGAGCAUGCCUUCACAUCCUAGCUUCAAUCGCCAUCCAUUUAAGCAGGAGAUUAUUCUUCGGAAUCCAAAUUGUGUUUAUGAUGACAUCCUGACAUUCAAUAGCCAGGGGUCUACCCAAUGGGAUGGAUUUAGACACUACGCAAACCAGAAGUCUCGACAGUUCUAUAACGGACAUACCACUGAAGAGAUAGAGACAUCAGAUAUCAUUGGAAUUCACUCCAUAUGUGAACAUGGUGGAAUAACAGGCCGUGGCGUCCUCCUCGACUACGCAGAAUGGGCUACCACAAACUCACUCACCAUCUCUGCCCUCAAAUCUGAGGCAAUCACCGUCGAGAACCUGAAACAAGUGGUGAAAGACCACAACCUCAAUUUCCAAAAGGGUGACAUUCUUUUCAUCCGCAGCGGAUUCACGGCCGCAUAUAACAAGCUGGACAAUCAGCAGCAAAAGGAUCUGGCGCUACGGUCAUCGCCGGAUUUUAGCGGCGUCGAGGCGACCGAGAGUAUGGUGCGGUGGUUAUGGGAUCAUCAGUUCUCUGCUGUCGCUGGUGAUGCGCCGAGUUUUGAGCGUGCGCCUAUUAGAGGUGCCCAUGCGGAUCCGAAUUUCAAUUUGCAUGAGUGGGUGCUGGCGGGUUGGGGAACUCCUAUUGGGGAGAUGUUUGAUUUGGAGAAGUUGUCAGAGCAUUCCCUCUACGACUCCUCAGUCCUCCACAGCAACAAUCCUCAAAUCAUUCCAUCUUCCCUUUUAUACACUUCUUCAAGACACUUGAUACUCUCACCCACCAUGCCUAUCGAAGUCCCCCAAUCCAGCUCCCUAAAAGACCUAUUCAGUCUCAAAGACAAGGUCGUUGUCGUGACCGGUGCCUCUGGCCCCCGAGGAAUCGGCCUCGAAGCAGCCCGCGGCUGUGCUGAAAUGGGCGGCAACAUUGCAAUCACAUACUUCACACGACGCGAGGGGGCCGAAGCAAAUGCCAAAGCCCUACAGGAGGAGUAUGGCGUCCAAGCCAAAGCAUAUAAAUGCGACACAUCAAAAUGGAACGAUGUGCAAGAGCUAGUCGCAAACGUGAUCGCCGACUUCGGCAGGAUCGACUCGUUCAUCGCGAACGCGGGCCGUACCGCCGACGCCGGUGUUCUCGAUGGCUCGGUUGAGGCGUGGGAGAAUAUUAUGCAAGCGGAUCUCAACUCCGUCUUCUACUGUGCUAAGGCUGUUGGCCCGCAUUUCAAGGAGCGUGGAAAGGGAAGCUUUGUGAUCACUGCUUCUAUUUCGGGACAUAUUGCCAAUUACCCGCAGGAGCAAACUUCGUACAAUGUUGCUAAGGCUGGGUGCAUUCAUAUGGCUCGCUCAUUGGCUAAUGAGUGGAGGGACUUUGCUCGUGUUAAUAGUAUUUCGCCUGGAUAUGUCAACACCGGGUUGGGGGACUUUGUGCCCGAGGAGAUUCAGAAGAGUUGGAAUGAUAUGAUUCCUAUGGGUCGCCAAAGUGAUCCUAAGGAGUUGAAGGCGGCUUAUGUUUACUUUGCUAGUGAUGCUAGUAGUUACACUACUGGCGCGGAUCUGCGGGUUGAUGGAGGUUACAUUUGUCGGUGA
This is a messenger RNA of Penicillium griseofulvum, 1773 nucleotides long. RefSeq names its product putative cyclase. Lineage: Eukaryota; Fungi; Ascomycota; Eurotiomycetes; Eurotiales; Aspergillaceae. The transcript is spliced from 4 exons. The coding region runs from base 1 to 1773 and encodes 590 amino acids. Gene Ontology annotation, molecular function: arylformamidase activity. The record is from RefSeq and is a predicted model, not a curated record.